AUGCAAAUGAAAUCUCUCGCAUUCCUUGGCUCCCUUGCCAUUGGCGCUUUUGCGCUCAAUGUCAACAGGGAAGCGAUACCUGGGGAUGCACCCACUUCAGCAACGACAUGCUCCGAUAUCACUAAGACUGUGACCUCCAUUGCAACGAUCUCGUACGGCACAACCAAGACGACCACCAUCACAGUGAUUAAGACGGAGACAGAGGAGGUGACAAAGACCGUCACUGGUCCCGGUGCAACAGUCACAAAGACUGAGAGCUACACCGUGACCUCAGUCAAGCCCGGUCCUACCCAGACCGUCACGGCCACAGUGACAGGAAAGGGCCCUGAAACGACCAUCACCAAGACAGAGAGCUACACUGUCACCACUACCAAGCCCGGCCAGACUUGCCCCACCUCAAAGCCCAGCUGUCCUACCUUGACCAGCACUGCAACGUACUGCAAGAGCUGCUUGGUCCCGGACUGCACGACCACAUCGUAUCUCACCAAAUCGGCUGGAUGCGAUGUGCUAGCCACUGCGACCCCAGCCAUAGUGACGGGGCUGACUUAUUACACUGAAGACCAACUUGAUUUACAAUCGACCUGCAACGCUGCGUGCUGCAGAUUCGAAGUCAAACUACCAAAGAUCGAGAAUGCGAUAAGUUGCAAUUGUCGUCUUUGCCGCAAGUCUGGUUACCUGUGGGGGUUUCCAGAGGCUGGAGACAUCAAAUAUACCAAAGGCGACGAGGACACUCUAGCUGGGUUUGAGACCGAGGCGCUGAGCCAUGAGUUCUGCAAUUACUGUGGCACAGGCCUGUACGGAACACACAAAGCCGGGCCACUGGAGGGCCAGCCCGGCAUCAAUCUUCGAACCAUUCUUGACGUGAACCCUUUUGACUUGAUGACUCAGGGAGCACAGACCGCCUCAGCCGUAGCUGAAGACCCAGUCGUACUCCCAGAAGCUCUGGAAAAGAGUCUACGUUCAGAAGAGCUGGAAGGUGACGGUGUCAAAAUUUACACCGGCACGUGCGCAUGCGGCAACGUGGCAUUCUCAGUCAGAACACCACCACUGGUCGCGGUUGAAGUCAAGGAGGACAACUGCAGUAUAUGCCGAAGAAGAGCAGCCAUUACCAUCUAUCCAGAUCGAGAUCAGGUGACGCUCGUCGGCAAGGAAAACACGACCACGUACGCCUUUGGGCGGAAAUUCAACGAGGCACCGUUCUGCAAGACGUGUGGUGUUGCGUGUUAUGGCGUGCCUAUUGGGCCGCCACAGGAGGUUGUUGACAAGCUGCCCGAGGCGAAGAAGCAGUUUGUGGAAAAGCAAAGGCGGAUCCAGCCUCUGUAUGUGAGAGCUAUGGAUGGGGUGGAAUGGGAUGAUAUCCACGUUGAACAAAGCGAUGAGGGAACUGAGGGCUAUGUGCUAUCUGAUGAAUAA
Diaporthe batatas is the source of this 1413-nucleotide messenger RNA. RefSeq lists its product as uncharacterized. Lineage: Eukaryota; Fungi; Ascomycota; Sordariomycetes; Diaporthales; Diaporthaceae. The transcript is spliced from 9 exons. Gene Ontology annotation, molecular function: carbon-sulfur lyase activity. The coding region runs from base 1 to 1413 and encodes 470 amino acids. The record is from RefSeq and is a predicted model, not a curated record.